Molecule: messenger RNA, 1789 nt
Organism: Camelina sativa (false flax)
Lineage: Eukaryota; Viridiplantae; Streptophyta; Magnoliopsida; Brassicales; Brassicaceae
Source: RefSeq, a predicted model, not a curated record
GAUCUCAGUUAACACACACUUUACCACUAAACGAGUAAAAUAUAACGACUAAAACCAAACAUCACUUCCACGCGCUUUCAGUACGCGUGUCAACCAAAUCUCUCCUCUUAAAGCCAAAAUAAAGAGAGAGACUUGGCUUCUUCUUCUUCUUCAUCUUCUUUGGAACUCUUUGGAAUAAUUUUAUAUCUCAAGAAGCUUCACAGUUAUUGAAAAUGCUAUAACAGUAGCGGUAGAAAGCACAGAUCUUUACCCCAUUUAGAGUAAAAAAAAAACGCGUUUUCUUAAAAUGCGGUUACGUUUUCCGAGGAAAUCCGCGGUUUUAGCGUUUGUCGUGUUCUUGUUGUUCAUUCCACAGUUCUCCGUCGGGAUACGGAUGAUUCCGGGGAGAAUCUCCGCCGUGUCAGCCGCCGUGGGGAAUGGAUUUGAUUUUGGUCCGUUCGUAGAAGCUCCCGAGUACAGAAACGGCAAGGAGUGCGCGUCUCAAUCGUCUAACAGAGAGAACUUCGUGUCGUCUUGCGACGCUUCAUUAGUUCACGUAGCUAUGACGCUCGACUCAGAGUACUUACGUGGCUCAAUCGCAGCCGUUCAUUCAAUGCUCCGCCACGCGUCGUGUCCAGAGAGCAUAUUCUUCCAUCUCAUCGCUGCCGAGUUUGACCCGGCGAGUCCACGCGUUUUGAGUCAACUCGUCCGAUUUACGUUCCCCUCGCUUAACUUCAAAGUCUACAUUUUUCGGGAAGACACGGUGAUCAACCUCAUCUCUUCUUCGAUCCGACAAGCCCUCGAGAACCCGUUGAACUACGCUCGGAACUACCUCGGAGAUAUACUCGAUCGAUGCGUAGACCGAGUCAUUUACCUCGACUCGGACAUCAUCGUCGUCGACGAUAUUACCAAGCUUUGGAACACGACUCUAACAGGGUCGCGUGUCAUCGGAGCUCCGGAGUAUUGUCACGCUAACUUCACAAAGUACUUCACUUCAGGGUUCUGGUCUGACCCGGCUUUACCCGGGUUCUUCUCGGGUCGAAAGCCUUGUUAUUUCAACACGGGUGUGAUGGUGAUGGAUCUAGUUAGAUGGAGAGAAGGUAACUACAGAGAAAAGCUUGAAACUUGGAUGCAAAUACAGAAGAAGAAGAGAAUCUACGAUUUGGGUUCGUUGCCUCCGUUUCUACUAGUCUUUGCAGGGAACGUUGAAGCAAUUGAUCAUAGGUGGAACCAACAUGGUUUAGGAGGAGACAACGUAAGAGGAAGCUGUAGGUCUUUGCAUAAAGGUCCAGUGAGUUUGUUGCAUUGGAGUGGUAAAGGUAAGCCGUGGGUGAGACUUGAUGAGAAGAGACCUUGUCCGUUGGAUCAUCUAUGGGAACCGUAUGAUUUAUAUGAGCAUAAGAUUGAGAGAGCUAAAGAUCAGGCUUUGCUUGGGUUCUCUUCUUUGUCUGAGUUAACAGAAGAGUCAAGCUUCUUGUGAAGAGUGUGUGUGUAAGUCAAACACCAUUCUUUUACUUGUUUUUUUUUGUUGUAGUUUUGGGGUAUCACAAAUACAUUGUUGAGUUGAGACUCGAGAGAUAUUUUUUGUUUUGACUGUUGGUGGUGUAAAAAUUGACUAGUGAGAGACAGAGUUUGUAGAAGCCAUUGAUGAGGACUAGCUAUAGGAGAAUUCUUUUUUUGUUGAAAUUGUAUUUUGUUAUGUUAGCUACCCUAAAUGGUUAUGUUGAUCUCAAUUGUCUGUGUUGAGAGACUUUUCAAGAAUAUGUAGCAAGUGUUGUUAUAGCAUGAAAUAAAAACCCAAAUUUGUUAA